Molecule: messenger RNA, 2981 nt
Organism: Dendroctonus ponderosae (mountain pine beetle)
Lineage: Eukaryota; Metazoa; Arthropoda; Insecta; Coleoptera; Curculionidae
Exons: 8
Coding region: 532-1653 (373 amino acids)
Source: RefSeq, a predicted model, not a curated record
AAACCUCGAGGUGAGCGGGAAAACAACUUUGUAGACUACAAGAAAACCCCCUAACGGUGGCAACAUCGUGUCGAAAACUUCGUUGUCUUAAGAACAAAAGCUCUACUCUGCAGACUCACUGUUGAAAAAUUGACCUAAUACUUUGAAUAGUAAUUUAUGUAAUAUUCUAGUCAAGCUGCCACAUGUUUUCGGUCCCUAUUGGGUGGCAAUAGUGCAAAAUCAUCCCCUUCGUGAAGCGCGCGACGCUACGCGAGCUGAACGUCGCGACGGCUAGUUCUCGUACUUUCGUGUCCAAUUUCACGUCAAUAAACAAAUUAUCAUAAACAUUUUUAACUCUCGUAAGUACCAAUCUUUAGUGCAAAUCAACACUGUUGAGUGGCACGCAAAACUCAACGACUCGCCAACCAAGUGCACGAUUUCAUUUUAAUUCCUUCUUCAACCAGGUAUUAUUGAUCGUCGAAUUUUCAAGUCACGGAGUACCAUGUUAUCGAAUGCCACCUCGUAUCCAGAGGCAAACGGAAACCUCAGGAGAUGAGACACCUCGCAUUAGCCCUGUAUAUGUUGUUGCUUUUGUACUUACCAGUCGUGCCGCUUUCGAGCGCCCAACGAUUGCCUCCUCCGAAGAGCUACCACUCUGAAGACGAAGACGACGACCAACCAUUGGUGCCUGAAGAUGAUAACGAAGAAUUUGUUCAAAUCAAUGUUACUAAUGAAAAAGGACUGUUUGUGGGAGCCCCAUGCGAGUUUACUUGCAGUUCCAGGCUACAGCACGUCUACUGCAAUCCGGUUACCAACAAGUGCGAUUGCGAGAAAAAAUACCCGGUCAAACUCAACAAUGCCUAUUACGGUUGCAGUAAACCGAAGAAAUUGGGAGAACAAUGUUACUAUCACGAAACGUGCGUGUACACUGACCAACACGCAUCAUGCAUUCAAAUCCACCACAACGCCAUUUGCCUGUGCCAAAAUGGUUACCACUCAGUAUCAAUUCAGAAACCAUCGCAGAAAGUCUUCUGCGCAGAAGACGUGCAGGUAAUAACGAAAGACUUUUCAACAUUUGCGGGAGUUUUAUCGGGAAUUGCCAUUCUGUCGGGGCUCCUCUGCUUUGUGCUACAUUUGUUCAACCAGAAUCUUUACGGCUCUGGCCAUCAUCGACAUCGAUUUGGCAACGCUAAUCUGGCCCCGCCAAUCAUGUAUGCCAGCGAUCCAGGAUCUCUACCUCUGCCUAUCCUGGCGCGCGCCGGCGCUACUUCGCAGGCAUCCACGCGGCGCACGGGCAGCUCAACUACGCGCCGCGCCAGCAGCGUGGCAACGUUGCACGGCUACGGCGCAGCCACCGUGCCGCAAUCCCGUACAGGUUCAAGGAGGCCGAGCAUCGCGUCCAUACACAGCACUAGUUCCAUGCGCAGCUACAGUGCCAGGCGCUAUGAGCGCGAGCGAGAGCAGAAAGAAGAGCGCGAGAUGCAACGACGUUUAUCCAAGAUGAACUCGAUGUCGAUUGGGCGAAUGCCCCCCACUCCUAGUCCCCACUCUACUGACGACCUUCUACCAACGUUAGAGGAGGACAAACAGAUUCCUCCCUUAGCUACCAAGGAAGACUCGACGACAAGCUUUCAAGAGGACAUUUUGCCAUCAACUUCUAAACAAUAUCCAUAGCAAAGCUCGUUUUUCAUUCGACAAGAAAGGGUACCUACAUUAGUUUUAUCUAGGUUCUAAGGUAACUAUCAGGUGCAGUAGCUGGCAAAAGCAUGGCAACAACUUUGAGUUAUGAAGCGUUGACGCUCUAUAGGGUUCAGAUCGGGACCUUGUCAUGGCCGAGGGAGCUUUAGAUGAGAGUUUUCGAUGAAUUGGUUGCAAUAUAAUCCGGGUAAACUUCUUUUUCUCUCUGUUAAAACUCUGUUCCUUCAGCGGUUGCUGUACUUUUGUUAGUGAAACUCGUAAGUAAUGUAGGAUUUCCAAAAUUCUAAAAAUUACGUUUAACCAACUCAAGCUUACAACAAGGUAUACCUACAACAAACUGCACUAGAGAUAACUGAAAAUCUACAGUCAAUGUAUUUUUAUCGGGGUUCGGCCGUUAGAAGGGCGCAGCUAAUGAAAGGCACAUACCGCUUGGUAGCAACGGUGUAUAGUCGUUCUUUUAUGACCUUAUGAUUGGUGAAAUAUCAGCGUUCAGUUGGGACACAGUUGGUUCACUUUUUUCGACAACUUCUACUGUCGCCAGGUCCAGAUUUUCCAUGUUUUUAAACCUCAAUAUACUCAAUUUUAAUAACCCUGGCCUGUACACAACAAGUUCUAACGGCUAGAAGUCCCUAAGGGUUGCAUGGGCUCUUAAGCCGAUUUCUCCCAAACAAACUCUACUGACCGCACUUUCCAGAUCAUGUAAAUUAGGUGUGUUUCCUACAAAUCUGUAAAUGGGACUACAGGACACAAAGGGACUUAUUACAAUUAAUGGAUAGGGAUUUUUAUACGCGUAUAUGUGUGUGUUUGCCUAAAAGUGAUGCCUAAACGUGUUAGCCAGUAGAUAAGAUAACUGAAAUGAGGGCGUCUUCCUUUGGAAGUAUAGAAAUUGCCUUUAAAUAGUUUAAAUUGAAGGAAGACGCCUCGGAUUUCGUAUACACAAAGAGGCCCCAAUCGGGUGGGAAAGGGUCGAUAUCAUGUAACUGCAAUUUUAUUUUGAGGUUUAAAGGACAAAAAUUUCUGCGUUCUAGAAACCCAAUCUACUCUACAGAGCUAAAUAAAUUUAGAACAUUUUCAAAAUAGGUUCCUUGAUGUAGACCCUUAUCAUCUUCACCAAGGCUUCCGAUGGGAUAAGAUAACCUAAUUAUCAGUGGUAACAUUUUAUAAUUUAUUAUAUUUGUUGAUAUAAAUGUUGAAAUUAUAUAGGUGAAAGGGUCUGCUAACUAUUCGUUUAUUACGACAAACUAUAACAACGCCCUUAAAUAAUGAUAAUAAUAAUAUUAUUAAAAAUAAAUGAUCAUAGUGAA